AUGGCGGCGCCCAGGACGGUAGGUGACCGGAGCUCCUGGAACCUCCAAAAUCGAAGUCUGCUCGCAGCCUCCGCCUUCAGGACCUCUCUUGGCGACCAGGCGAGCAAAGGGCCGAGGCUCCAGGCUCAGUUCCUCCUUUCAUCUCUCCCCAACAAGUCCUUGCGCCUGGUGGUCCCAAUAUGGAACAGGAGUACCAGAGGCAUCCGUGGCCUUGGUGGGGCAGUGGCCCCAGAAGGCAAUCAGAAGAAGAGAACACUGCUCCAGUUUUUGAGUGACCACUUCUAUGACGUGAUGGCUCUGAGGGAGUUCUUGCUCCGAAUGCAGAUGUUAAAAGUGCACCAGAAAAAUCGGGCCUUCCCCCACAUCGAGGAGAAACAUGGGCCAUACAUCGCAGGUGCCUUUUUCAUCUUGAAGCAGGGAGGCGCAGUCAAGUUUCGAGACAAGGAGUGGGUCAGGCCAAAUGAGCGUGGCCAUUUCUCUCUUGAGUUCUUGCAGUUCCAGGCGGUGCCAGUCGAAGCUGUGGAUGCCAGUGGCUGUAACAUCAACUACGAGGGUUUGAACAGCCUCUUGGCCCUGAAGGAGCUCCGGUCCUUGUCACUGCGAUGCUGCCCCCAUCUGGACGACUGGUGUCUCAGCCGCCUCCACUCACUCGCCAACUCCUUGGAGGAGCUCUCGCUGGCCGGUUGCCCCCGCAUCUCUGAACGGGGCCUCGCCUGCCUCCACCACCUCCAGAACCUUCGCAGGCUGGACAUCUCAGACCUCCCUGCCGUGUCCAACCCAGGCCUCACUCAGAUCUUGGUGGAGGAGAUGCUGCCCAACUGUGAGGUCGUUGGGACCAACUGGGCCGAAGGCCUGAAGUUGGGGCCAGAGGAACAGCCUCAGGACACAGCCAGCCCUGUUCCUGCCUAGCUUUCAGCUCCCUCCCAACUCAGGCAGGGCCUGUGGGGGCUGCGUGGCAUGUCUGACAGCCUGCCACACUUCUGGCUUCUGUUUGGAUUCACUUAACACAGGGGUGGGGAUGUGGCCCUGAAGAGCAGAGGGAAGGAGAGCAUGAGGUCACGGUAUUUAUUCCUGGCUGCCCUCAACAGAGGGACACAGCUUCUGUCGUGCUGUCUGCACACCUCUCCUCCCUUCUGCCUUUUCAGGCCUAGGGAGGUGAAGGCUUGGGCUAUGAGUGGCCCCAGAGAGCUGCCCUCACUCCAGGGCCCCCCACAUUCAGCCCACACCCCAUCAGGAGACUGUUCCAAAACUGUUCUCAUCUGCGCGUGCUGCCGUUUCUAACCCUGACUGAUACGGGGUGCUUCUGGCACUUUACAGGGAUGGUUCUUUCCUGUGUGGGACUGUUCUGCUCAGCACUGGAGGUGCAGCGUCCUGGGCCCACACUCACUAAAGGCUAGUAGCACCCCAGGACCCAUUGUGUCACCGGUUGUCGAUUCACUGACUUUCAAUAAAGCUUCAAAGUCAACUUUUGUGACUGCUCUGUGAAAACGAA
Molecule: messenger RNA, 1492 nt
Organism: Carlito syrichta (Philippine tarsier)
Lineage: Eukaryota; Metazoa; Chordata; Mammalia; Primates; Tarsiidae
Gene: DMAC2
Product: distal membrane arm assembly complex 2
Exons: 6
Coding region: 1-909 (302 amino acids)
Source: RefSeq, a predicted model, not a curated record